This is a messenger RNA of Neocloeon triangulifer, 6038 nucleotides long. RefSeq names its product neurogenic protein mastermind (gene mam). The coding region runs from base 320 to 3523 and encodes 1067 amino acids. Gene Ontology annotation, biological process: Notch signaling pathway; positive regulation of transcription by RNA polymerase II. Gene Ontology annotation, cellular component: nuclear speck. The transcript has 7 exons. The record is from RefSeq and is a predicted model, not a curated record. Lineage: Eukaryota; Metazoa; Arthropoda; Insecta; Ephemeroptera; Baetidae. Gene Ontology annotation, molecular function: transcription coactivator activity.
AGAGGAGGAAGCCGCUCGGGGCCAGAGUUUUGUUUCUGUUCUUCAUUCUUCAGUCAGUCAGUGCAAGCAAGUUGGAUAGGGACGCACACCGGCGGCUGCCGAACGCAUUCAACGGCCGAGUGAGAGGAACCGCGAUUGUCCGAGUGGCGUCCGAGCGCGGGACGAUCGGCAAAAAGUGACGAUGACUUAGGCGGACGUAAGCGGCAGGUGUCAUUUGCGUGGUGUCAUCGUUUUUAACCGCCCAACCAUUAACAACAACAACAACAUAGGCGCCCCCAACGUCGUGGUUGGGGGGCGGCUCGGGGGCGGCUUUGGGACAAUGUGUCCAAACGGAGGCCUCGACGGGCCGCCUCCGCCGCGGCUGCACCAACCCGGCGGGCCGCAGGCUGCGGCCGGCGGCCCGCAGCCCCAGGUGCCGAUGGGGGCGGUCGCCUCCGGUGGAGGCGGCAUGGUAGAGGGCCGCCGGCAGACGGUGGUGGACAGGUUGCGGAAACGCAUCGAGAACUACCGGAAGAGACAGUCCGAGUGUCUGCCAAAGCACGACCGCUCCUUCAACGGCUUCUGCGAACAGAAUCUGCAGGAGACGAUGAUGCUGAAGCAGAAGUUCUUGGAGACCAAGGCCAAGCGCCAGGCCAAGAAGUCAGAGAAGAAGACUGAGCCGCCCCCGACGGCCUCCAUGGGCCACCUUCACAGCCAGCAGCAGCAACAGCAGCAAAAAUAUCUGAAGCGGAAUUCGGAAGAGCUGCAGGACGGGGGCGGCGGAGAUUCAGGCUUCGAGCCGCCCCCAAAGAUGCAGUGCACGGGUGGCCCGCAACAGCAGCAAGGGCCUCCGGGGGCGGCAGGUGCUCAGGGUCGGGGGCAGCAGCAGGGCGGAGGCGGCGGCGAAAGUCUGACCAAGUUCUCUGUGGAGGUGGUGCAGCAGUUUGAGUUCACGGCGUCGACGGCCAAUGCGCAGGCGCAACAGAUCUCGACCAACGUGACCGUCAAGGCGAUGACUAAUGCGUCGGUCAAGAGCGACGUCACCGCCGCCGCCUCCCCGGCCCCUGAGAGGGGUGCCACCCCCAAGUCCAACCCUGGCACGCCAGCCUCCGCGGCCACGCCGGGCUCAUCGCAGGCAGGGACGCCGCAGCAGGGACGCUCAUGCAGCUCUGUGGCCGGCGUCGACAUCGGCUCCCUUGUCGAGUGCAAACAGGAGCCUGGCGACUCAGAAUUUGUUGAUUUGGAGCAGUGCGCCGCUGCCUUGGAGAAGGACGGGGCAAACGGGGUCGCAUUCAGCUUCCCAGAUCUCAUGGGCGACGACGCGGGCGAGGAGAUGCUCUCGUCGGACGCCUUCAAGGAACUAAUCAACGAGAUUACUGACUUCCACCCCGAGUUCAUGAAGGACAUCGGUUUCCCCGAAAAGCCCCACGAACACCAACAUCCACCCCCAGAGUCGCCAAUGCUGCCGAUGGACUCAAAACUUGGCGUCCACAGUCCCUCCCAAUUCCAGCAGCAGCAGCAGCAGUACGACAAGGGCAACCGCAUGGGCACCUUUGACUUCAAGUCCGAACUGCGGCCGGCGGCCCAAACGCUGAAGCAAAUGGCUGAGCAGCACCAGCACAAGACCCAGCUCGGAAUGAACUUCAGUCCAGCCGCUGCGGCGGCGGCCGUGGCCGCCGGUGGGGCCGCUGGAGGUGGUGCUGGACGAAACGUCCGAUCGCCGUACGGAGAUUUUGGUUUUCCGACUGGCACUGAGGCGACCGCCUUCAUGCACAGCCCCACUUCUGCGCCGCCCCCGCCACCCCCAUACCUGAACAAGACGCCUCCGGCCAACUUCGGGGAGCCCACCAUGAUGCAGCAGCAACAGCAGCAGACCUUUGCCAUGGAGCAGAAGCGUCAGAUGAGCCAGAAAAUGGCCUUCACGCAGCAAAAGCAGCCCCAAAUGGGUAACCAGGGCCCUUUCUCGCCCUACGGCAGCCCCAACCACGGCAGCCCCCAGUACAUGGCGCGCGGCCAGCAACCCCCUCCCAACGCGGGGCCCCAGGGACCCCAACAGCAAUUUGCCGGAGGCUCCACCCCUCCCCACAGGCCACCCUCACUACCCGGAAACGGCCCUACGGGGUCGUUGCACUUGUCGCAAUCCCAGCAGAUGCACCUCAGUCAGCAGGCUGGACAGCAACAGAUGCAGGUCUCAGCAAACCAGCACAUGCAGAUGACCGCCGAGCUGAACAAGUCAAGUCCGGGCGGUGUCAACGUCAACGUCCAGCAGCAACAACAGGCGGCCCUUUUCUACCAGCAGCAGCAGCAACAAGAGUCGUACUCGCUCAACCAGUCGCAGACCAUCAACUUCACGCAGCAAACCCUGCGGCAACGCAACCCUCCGCGGCCGCAGGCGCCGCCCCAGCAACAACCCCAUCAGCAGCCCCAGCCCGACGGACCCCCUGGCCGGCCCAUGGACGUGCAGCAGCAGCAGAAAAUGAUGCAACACAUCCGCGCCCAGCAACUCAUGCAGCAGCAGCAGCAACAACAACAACAACAACAACAACAGCAGCAGCAGCAACAACAUCACCAGCAGCAAGGCCUCCGGGGGCCGCCCCCAGAGUACAAACACCCUCAGCAGCAAAUCAUGCAGCAGCAGCAGAGGUUCCAGGUCAACCAGGUUCGGCAACCGAUGCGUCAGCAGGCAAUGCCGCCGUCAGGCCCGAUGAUGCGCACCCAGGGUCCGAUGAUGGGUGGGGGGUACCAGCAGCCCCCGCAGCAGCAGCAACAGCAGCAGCCCCCGCCACAAAUGGCCAGUCAGAUGGGCACCCGAUCUCCAUACAGCGUUGCCCGGCAACAACGACCACCCAACGUCAGCAUCGGACCGGACGGUCUCAACAUAGGAGGCCGCGUCGGCGCUGGGCCACCCCCGGGGGCGGCCGCCAGUCAGGAGUGGCGGCAGCUGAUGAUGUCGCAGCAGCAGAACAUGAGUUUCACACAGAACAUGCACUCCCAGCAGCACCCCCAGCAUCCUCAACAUCCCCAGCAGCCACAGCAGCAGAUGCGGCCAAACUUCAAUCCUCAACAAGGUUCCUAUGGUGGCAUGGUCGGCGGGCCUCAAGCCAACAUGCAGCACCAGAUGAUGCAGCAGAACCAGCAGCAGCAGCAGCAGCAGCAGCAAAUGCUGCGGCAACAGCAGGCCAGUAUGGGCGGCCCGAUGGGCCCCGGCGGCAUGGGCGGGCCCAUGCUAAUGGGCCAGCAGCAGCCCCACAUGCAGAACCACCACCCCGGCGCCGCGCCGCAGCCGAAUCAGAUGUCAAUGAACAUGCACAUGUCGCAAUCGAUGUCUGCGAGCGGCCCGAUGGGCCCGCAAGGGUCUCAGGGUCAGCAGCACUCGCCAUACGGCAACGCCCAGCAAAGCACGGCGACGCCGCCGGCGCAGAACGACUUCAGCCUUGAGUUCCUGGACAACCUGCCAGGCGCUGGGGACGCGAGUCAAUUCACCGAGCAGGAGUUGCUCUCAACGCUUGACUCGACAUCUGGCUUUCUUCUGGACGGACUGUGAAAUUCCCUAGGUGAUAAGAAGUGAAUCUAAUAGUUGGAAAUAAAUGUUGCAAAGUGCGCGGCAAAUCACAAUUAUUAUCGAAGUAAAAUUAAAUCUAAAUAAAAUGCCAUUAAAUAAAUAAAUCAAAGAUACAAAAAAUCGCGCGAUUCGAAGCAACCUGUUGUAUAACAUGCAAAAUUAGAGAAAUCAGGGCGCUUGUGAGACAAGUGCUCUGUUUUGUUUUUGUUGUGGCAUUGUAGCUUUGUAAAUACUUAAGAAGGAAGAAGGACCCUAUCGAAAAAAGGAAAUACUAAGUCUUAAGCGACAGAUAUUUAUUGAGGAAAUCUUAAUGUGACUUUUCAGAUUGUUGACAAAUUCGACCAUGUUUUUCCAAAGUUUGGAAGAAAUUAUUAAAAGAAAGAAAGAAAGCGCACUGCCAAAAAUCAAUUUGUGUCAUUAUAUCUAGAGAUGGUACUUAAGCCAAUCAAUUAAGCAGGCACGUUUUUACCAAAGCUCUAAAAUUAGCCAACUAGACAAAGACAGACCGAGAGAUGCCUGAAAAUUUUCGAACUGAAAAGUCGGCAUUCGAGAAAAGCUUGAUUCUAAAAUUAGGACGGAGUUCGCCUCACAAUGCGAAAUUUGCUUUUGCAACAGAGGCGAAGUUGGCGUCACUUAAGACGUGUUAAUAUUCAGCAGCAAGUUAUAAUCGUGAUUCUAAGAAGAAGACGAAGCAAGAGAAAUCAGCACACAAAUUUGAAGUUUGCAUGCAAAAAUAAUUUUACCAAUUCAGUAGCUCUUAAAGUUAGCAAGAAAGGAAUGGUUAAACAAAUCCUUAAAAAAAAAAAGAUUUUCUAGCAAGUGCGAGUAAACGAGAAAUAAUCGACACGCAAUUAAUUCAUUAACGUGAGAAGAGAGAUGGGGGCUCUAUUAAUUAAAAAUUAAAUUAAUUAAAAAAGCACACACAAAACUCGUCUGUAAGCCAGUGAAAAUAUUAAAUAAAAAUUAUUGUUUUCUGUCUCUUCUUUCCCGAGUAGUGAGCUAAAAAAAGUACUUUGUCAAAUGAAAAAAUCACCAAUUUUCCAUAGGCACUUUUCUAGUAGCGCUUUUGCAAAGUAGAUCAAUGUGACUUUUAGGUUGCUAGCGGGAGAAGAAGGAAAAAAAUGAAAUUAACCCUGUCGUCGUUCGCGCCGUGCUUCCAAGUGCACCUCCUUAAAAACGUCAAAAAGGCCGCAAAUUCGAUUUUGAAAUUCUUUAUCUAGGCUCAAAAUUAGGUUGCAUUUUAAAGUGCCUAUAAAUUUUAAUAUCCAAAAUUUGGGGGAGCAAAAAUUGAAAAUUUUAAAAUGGUAUAUUGAUUUUUAUGAAUCACCUAAUUUUGUCACAUCAUUAAAAGUUUGAAACGAAAUUUGCGAACUAAAAAAUAAAAAAGUCGCCCUCCGACGUGUUUUCUAAACAAUUAUAACAAAAUCCAUUCCAGAGCUGCAGUUUUUUUUAUUUAAUUUGAAUUUUAGCAGUUUUCAGCAAUAAAUUAAGAGCAAUUUUUGUGUUUGUUUAUUGUUGGUUCAUUUUUGCGCGCAUUUUAGGCCAGUAUACUGUAAUUGUUUUUUAAUUAAAAUCUUAAACAUGCUCAUACCUGCUAACUAGACAAAGAAAGAAAUAAUGCGAUAUUAACUUUAGUAACAAAACAAAAAAGCUACGCAGCAGCCCAUCUGUCAAAAUAAAAGCGGAAGGGGACCAACAAACGGAUCAAUUUUUGUAUAACGCAUCCACUUGAAAUAUAAAAAUUAUAGAUCCUGUUUUUAUUUAAAAAAAAUCAGCACUCAGCAGAAAUGAUUUUAUUUGUAAAUCUAGUUUUACGUCGAAAGCUGGCCGCGGGACCACUCAAAAAGAGAGAAAGGAAAUAAAUUCGCCACACAAAAUCCUUCUUCUAAACUCUGUAAAAACAUGUAUAAAAAUCUCUCUCUUUGGGUUCGAGGAAAUUUCCAAAAGAAAAUUGCUUGUGCCCCGAUUUUCUCACUCUGUCAGUCUCUCCCACCAACCAAACACACCAACCGGAAUUUAUAUGUAUAAUGUAAAGAAGAAGAAAAGUGUUGCCGCAACUUACCGCAAUUGUAAAGAAGAAUUAUUAUUCCAAGGCCAAAAAUGUGCUGUCGUCGCCAUGUGUUUCAAGAUGAAGGAAUUAUUAUUGUAGACUUAAAUAGGCGCUACAAAGAUUUGAAAUCUGCGAGAUGAUUAUUUUCAGAUGACAAAUUGUUGUUGGUUAUAUACUUUUUUCCUCCUUUCUUUCCUCCCUAUAUACUUUUAAUGUACAUAAAUCUGCAGUAUAUCUUUUAUAAAGAAACUAAGCAACAACUUUUUAUCUUUUUUAUGCUACUUUAUACAAAAAGUCUGUCCUUUUUUGCAUCUUUGUACUUUCUAUUUGCAAUUAUAUAUACAAAUAAUUAUUUUUGCCUCCGAUUUGUAUUUUUUGUUUAGCGCCGCUCUGUAUAUUUUGUUACAGUGUGUGAAGAAAAUGAAGAAGAAACAAGACGUACACAGA